ACUCUCGACCGUCUCCUUUUGAUCAGCCGCCUCUCUAUAUAUAGCCACCACGCAAACUGCCAUUAUUCUCCUGCGACGACGUCGGAGGGAGAUCCUCUGUCUCUCCCUUAAGCCCCACUGCUUCUCCCUUCUCCCAAUCCGGUCUCACCUCUCUCGGAGCGAAACCCUUGAUUUCUUUCCCUGCUAUCGGAUCGAUCGAAGAAGCCACCAAGCCAGCGACUCUCUUGUGCCCUAAUCUGCGCUGCCUAGCCCUCGGUCUCGCUCUCGCUAGCUCCUCGGCCUCGCUCUGUUUCCGUGGAUUCCCAUCUUGAUCGGGGGAAUGGCGGUGAUCAACAUGGCGGCGAAAUAUAAAACAACGGUCAAAGAGCCUGGGAUUCCAGGAGUGCUCAAGAUGUCUGAGGAAAAAAUUAUAUUCAUUCCAAACGAUCCUAGGUCAGCAAUGAAGCUUAAUGUGGAUUUUAGAAGCAUUAAAGGAUGUUCACAGAUUCACUCAAGUUUCACAUGAUCUCUUGACCUAUUUUCUCUGUUUGUGUGUAAAGAUCUUUCCCAGACUACAAUCUACGAUUCCAGGUCACAAGUUCAGCAAAGAUGGUUCCAAACAAGCAUUGUUAAAUCUUACACAAGAUUCUGAGAAGGGUGGAGGCUACAUUUUUGAGUUUGACAAAUUUUCUGACCGCAAUGUUUGCCGAGAUUUUGUAGGAAAAGUUCUAGGGAAGUUUCAGGCUAUGAUGUCCUCUAAACAGAAUGAACAACCAGUGCCUGAAAAACCUGCUGCUACAAUGCAUGGUGAACAACUCAGCACCACAGAGAUGGAGCACCGAAUGAAGUUGUUGAGAGAGGAUAGUGAAUUGCAGAAACUACACAAGCAGUUUGUCAUUGGUGGUGUGUUAACGGAAUCUGAGUUUUGGGCAACAAGAAAGAGUUUACUUGAUGAUGAUGCGCAGAGAACAUCAAAGCAGCAAGCAGGAUUCAAAAGUGCUAUGCUUGCAGAUGUUAGGCCAUCGACUGAUGGUCGGACCAACAAAGUCACCUUUAGCCUUACCCCAGAGAUCAUUCACCAGAUUUUUGCUGAAAAGCCUGCUGUUCAUUGGGCAUUUCUGAAUUUCGUCCCAAGCAAAAUGACAGAAAAGGAUUUCUGGACAAAAUAUUGUAGAGCAGAAUACCUUCACAGGACAAAAAAUUCUGUGGUUGCUGCAGCAGAAGCAGCUGAGGAUGAGGAACUUGCUGUAUUUCUAAAGAAUGAUGACAUAUUGGCCAAUGAAGCCCGCCGUAAGAUUAGACGGGUCGAUCCAACACUAGAUAUGGAAGCUGAUUUAGGGGAUGACUACAUUCAUCUUCCUGAUCAUGGAAUUCUUCGGGAUGGUAGUAAGGAGACUGUUGAUGCUGAGAAUGACAUAGCUAGGAGGACCCUCUCACAGGAUCUUAAUCGACAUGCAGCUGUUGUUCUUGAAGGAAGGGCAUUAGAUGUGGAGUUGGGAGACACACGGACAGUAGCUGAAGCACUUGCAAGGUCUAAACAGGCAGAGUCGUCUGCUGAAACCUCAGAUGAGAAGACAAACCAAGAACGAUUGAAGAGGGUUUCUCGAAUGACUGAGAUUGAGGAUCUCCAGGCUCCCCAUAGCCUCCCAUAUGCACCACUCUGCAUCAAGGAUCCACGGGAGUACUUUGAUUCACAACAAGCCAAUGCUCUCAAAGCUUUAGGAGAUACUGACGCUAGAAUCAAACCCAUUGAUUGCAGCCUAAGCACUGAGGAGGCAUACAUUUAUUUGAUGGAGCAGAUUUCUGAGGUGAAAGUCCGAGGGUUGAAUAAUCCAGUUGUUCAACCUGAAGCAGCUCUCAAGGUUCUUAAUGGGUUGAAUCAGUAUCUUUCAAGUACCAAAUAUCAUCUUGGAAAGAACCCUCAGGAGAGUGUCCUGGACAGGCUGCCAAACAGGACUAAAGAUGAACUUAUGCAUCACUGGACAUCAAUUCAGGAGUUGCUACGGCAUUUCUGGUCAUCAUAUCCUAUUACAACCACAUACCUUUAUAAUAAGGUUUUAAGAUUGAAGGAUGCUAUGACACAGAUCUAUCAUAAGCUACAGGAGACAAAGGAAUCUGUUCAGUCAGAUUUCCGGCAUCAAGUUUCUCGCCUUGUUCAGCCCAUGCUCCAGGCCUUGGAUGCUGCCUUUGCUCACUAUGACACAGAACAGCAGAAGCAGUAUAAUAAAGGUGUCAGUAAACCAAAUGGAUUUGUCCAAUAAAGCUUGCAAUUUUAUGAUAUUAUGUGUACAUGUAAUUAAAUUUUGAUGUUGAUAAAGUUGUUUCUUCACCAAAUUUUCAAUGCUAGAGCUGGCAUGCCUGCAUGCUUCUCAUCUGUCUUGAGACUUCAUUCCAAGCAUGUAUCGGGCUUUUCAUAUGUAUUUCAAGGUCAUGAGCUUUCAUCUUUCUCAUUUGGAAGUCUAUAUUUCAAGUUCAUAUGAUCUUGUUACAGGGACUUUACCUGUGUAAUCUUUAUGCCAUACAGAAAAAUACUGUAUUUAUGUAGCCUUUUAUUCAUUUAUUCAAACGGGCACAAAUGUGCGGCAGUGCUGUUUUCAUGUGAAUUUUACAUAUCACAAAUAUGGUUCUCGUCAUCAAAUCAUAUAUAUUGAUACCUGAUAUAGUUUAUUUGGACUCAA
Phoenix dactylifera (date palm) is the source of this 2657-nucleotide messenger RNA. The record is from RefSeq and is a predicted model, not a curated record. Lineage: Eukaryota; Viridiplantae; Streptophyta; Magnoliopsida; Arecales; Arecaceae.